Molecule: messenger RNA, 2574 nt
Organism: Malania oleifera
Lineage: Eukaryota; Viridiplantae; Streptophyta; Magnoliopsida; Santalales; Ximeniaceae
Product: prolycopene isomerase, chloroplastic
Exons: 13
Coding region: 353-2194 (613 amino acids)
Biological process (GO): carotenoid biosynthetic process
Molecular function (GO): carotenoid isomerase activity; oxidoreductase activity
Source: RefSeq, a predicted model, not a curated record
AACCAACCAAAAUCCAAAAGCCCCAUUCCCAUUUCCCCUUGGCGUUAUGGCGUGCUAGGAAAAUCAAUAUAGCUUUAUCCCAUGUGAGGCCUACCCCGUAGCAUUACCAGGGAGAAGCCAAAAGCGAAGCUGGAAGUGCUUUGCUUGCGGAAAAGUGCAUAUAUCCACAACUUUUUGGCUAAGAUCUCCAUUUUCCCCUUCCAUCUACAUUUUGCCAAAUGCUAAAUUUCUGUCUCAUCCGCUCGAGGAAUGGUGGAGGGGUCUCAAGACUCCACUCACCCUCCCUUCACUGCCAAAUUCAAAACCAAUAAAGCAAAAACAACUAAACUUUCUCUUCUUCAACAACACCCAGAUGUUCCUCUUCCACUCUCUACCCAUUUCCCAAUUGGGCUUUGCUUCAUCCCUCGCCAACUGCAAUCCGCAGUUGGGCACUUUUAGACCCAGAAAUCUAGCACCCGGAUUUCCAUCGGUUCGUCCCCUAAGAGCGCUUGACUUUAAUGGCGAUAAGCUCGGCAGAGCGAAAUCAGGGUUUUAUGAAGUGGGUUUGAGGAAUCAGAGCUUUAGGUUGAAAUCGAAGUUGGGAGUGGAUGAAGCUGUGGAGAGAGAGGGUAGUGGAGGAGUGAGGAAGGAGGGCUACUACGAUGCGAUUGUAAUCGGGUCAGGAAUUGGAGGACUGGUUGCUGCAACGCAGUUGGCAGUAAAGGGAGCUAGGGUGUUGGUGUUGGAGAAGUAUGUGAUUCCUGGCGGGAGCUCUGGCUUUUACCAGCGAGAUGGGUAUACGUUCGACGUUGGGUCUUCUGUGAUGUUUGGUUUCAGCGACAAGGGUAAUCUAAAUUUGAUAACCCAGGCACUGGAAGCUGUAGGAUGUGAGAUGCAGGUGAUACCUGAUCCAACCACUGUCCAUUUCCAUCUACCCAAUAAUCUUUCUGUUCGAGUGCCGAGAGAAUACAGCAAAUUCAUUACGGAACUGACCAGUAAAUUUCCUCAUGAAAAGGAGGGAAUCCUUAAAUUCUAUGGUGAAUGUUGGAAGAUCUUCAAUGCCUUGAACUCAAUGGAAUUGAAGUCACUUGAGGAGCCGCUCUACCUUUUUGGACAGUUCUUUCAAAAGCCUCUUGAAUGCCUGACACUUGCCUAUUAUUUGCCCCAAAAUGCUGGCAAUAUAGCUCGGACAUUCAUAAAGGAUCCGCAGUUGUUGUCAUUCAUUGAUGCUGAGUGUUUCAUCGUUAGCACUGUCAAUGCUUUGUAUACACCGAUGAUCAAUGCGAGUAUGGUUCUCUGUGACAGGCAUUUUGGGGGGAUUAACUAUCCUGUUGGGGGCGUUGGCGGAAUUGCAAAAUCCUUGGCAAAGGGCCUGGUUGGUCAGGGCAGUCAAAUUCUUUACAAGGCAAACGUGACUAGCAUCAUAACUGAGCAUGGGAAGGCUGUGGGAGUGAGGUUAUCAGAUGGAAGGGAGUUCUUUGCCAAGACCAUUAUAUCAAAUGCCACUAGAUGGGACACUUUUGGAAAACUUCUAAGAAGAGAAGAUCUUCCAAGAGAAGAAGAAAUUUUUCAGAAAGCUUAUGUUAAGGCUCCAUCAUUUCUUUCCAUUCAUAUUGGGGUUAAAGCUGAAGUUCUGCCGCCAGAUACAGAUUGUCACCAUUUUAUCCUUGAGAAUGACUGGACAAGCUUAGAGGAGCCAUAUGGAAGCAUAUUUCUGAGCAUUCCAACUGUUCUUGACGCAUCAUUGGCGCCAAAAGGACAUCAUAUUCUUCACAUAUUUACCACUUCUUCAAUGGGGGACUGGAAGGGACUUGCUCAAAAAGAGUAUGAUGCAAAGAAGGAGCUUGUGGCAGACAAAAUUAUAAGCAGAUUGGAAAAGAAACUCUUUCCAGGUCUCAAAUCAUCCAUUGCUUUUAAGGAGGUGGGUACACCAAAGACGCACAGACGGUACCUGGCUCGUGAUGAUGGAACUUAUGGACCAAUGCCUCGUAAAAUUCCCAAGGGCUUACUCGGAAUGCCAUUUAACACAACAGCGAUUGAUGGUCUCUACUGUGUUGGGGAUAGUUGCUUCCCAGGACAAGGUGUUAUAGCCGUAGCUUUUUCAGGAGUAAUGUGUGCUCAUCGAGUUGCCGCUGAUAUUGGGCUUGAGAAGAAGUCUCCUGUAUUGGAUGCUGCCCUCCUCAGACUUCUAGGUUGGCUAAGGACACUAGCAUGAGGUAUUAUUGAUUGCAUGUUGAGCAGCAAUUUUCAAAGGCAUGUUUGGGCACAUGGGUAUUUGCUCUUUGUUGUUCUCUUGGUCUGGGGUUGGUUCAGCAUUGAAGCAAAGUGAAGUAUUGGCAAUAGUCGGAUUUGCUUCGUUUUUGUGCAGUGAAUCAUGUUUUGUAACACUUAUCUGGACUCCUUGGAUGUAGCAAUGUGUAUGAACUGUAUAGUUCCCCCUUUCCUGUUUAUUUGGAGGUGUGGGGGUGCGGUGGUGACAUAUUUGUGAUAUUUUUCAUAGUUGCUGUGUAGUUGAUUACUGAUCGUUGUAUUUCUACACAUAGGUGCUUGUACAUUAUUUUGAUUUAUCAAUAGCAGAAAUAUGUAAUUAAAAUA